Ixodes scapularis (black-legged tick) is the source of this 8210-nucleotide messenger RNA. It is a transcript of the gene rudimentary, whose product is annotated as CAD protein. The transcript is spliced from 44 exons. The record is from RefSeq and is a predicted model, not a curated record. The coding region runs from base 183 to 6893 and encodes 2236 amino acids. Gene Ontology annotation, molecular function: carbamoyl-phosphate synthase (glutamine-hydrolyzing) activity; aspartate carbamoyltransferase activity; amino acid binding. Gene Ontology annotation, biological process: UTP biosynthetic process; L-glutamine metabolic process; 'de novo' pyrimidine nucleobase biosynthetic process. Lineage: Eukaryota; Metazoa; Arthropoda; Arachnida; Ixodida; Ixodidae. Gene Ontology annotation, cellular component: cytosol; cytoplasm.
ACAACACGGCAAACAACGCAACUUGCAAGCGGUGCUCGCGGUGCUCGCGGAGGCUCAUCAUGUCAGCCGGCAGAGUUUAAAAAGUGCACGUGUCCGCGCGUAAACAAUGCUCCUCUGAAAAGGUGCAGGCCUCUCGCACAUUAAGCAGCUAGUUGGGUAGUGAGCAACGGAGCUUAUCAGCCAUGAAGGCGGAACUAGUCUUGGAAGAUGGGACCACCUUUACCGGCUCUGUGUUUGGAAAUCCACAGAGCAUCUCUGGCGAAGUUGUGUUCCAGACGGGCAUGGUGGGUUACGUGGAGUCCCUGACGGAUCCAUCAUACUGCCGGCAAAUCUUGGUGCUCACCUACCCGCUGAUCGGCAACUAUGGGGUUCCCUCGGACGAGACGGACCAGCACGGCCUGCCGCGCCACUUCGAGUCGCGACGCAUCUGGGCCGCGGGGCUCGUCGUUGGAGAGUGCGUCGACGAGUACAGCCACUGGAGCGCCAAGCAGUCUCUCUCGAGCUGGCUCCAGUCUGCCGGGGUGCCCGGCAUCACGGGCAUAGACACCCGGGAACUGACGAAGAAAAUUCGAGAGAAAGGCACCAUGCUCGGGAAGAUCGUCGUGGGAGGAGCCAAGGCAUCGGACCUCAAAUUUGAGGACCCAAACAGCUUGAACCUUGUCAAGGAAGUCUCGAUUAAGAAACCGGUGGUGUACAACCGCGGUGGGCAGCCCCGAAUCACGGUGAUCGACUGCGGCAUGAAGAACAACCAGCUGCGCUGCCUGAUCGGCCGUGGCGCCUGCGUCACUGUGGUGCCCUGGGACCACCCCAUCAAUCUUAACGAAAUGGACGGCCUCUUUGUGAGCAACGGGCCCGGCGACCCUACCCAAUGUGGUGCCACGGUGAAGACCUUGCGGAGCGUCCUGGGCGCCGGUGCCGAGAACCCCACGCCUGUCUUUGGGAUCUGUCUGGGACACCAGCUCAUGUCCCUCGCCGUGGGAGCGACCACCUUCAAGAUGAAGUACGGCAACCGGGGCCACAACCAGCCCUGCCUGUUCGCCGACUCUGGGCGGUGCUGCAUCACGAGCCAGAACCACGGUUACGCUGUGGACGUCUCCAGCCUCCCCAAGAACUGGAAGCCGCUCUUCGUGAACGCCAACGACGAGACCAACGAGGGCAUUGUGCAUGAGAAGCUCCCGUUCUUCAGUGUGCAGUUCCAUCCGGAGCACAUGGCUGGCCCGGCGGACUUGGAGUUUCUCUUUGACGUGUUCCUGGAAUCCGUUCAGGACAUGCUUUCUGAGAAACCAUGCAUACCCAUCCAGAAGCGGAUUGCGAACAAGUUCUCCGCCCUGUCCCCGGCUCCGACCGUCGCAGCCAAGAGGCCGAGGAAGGUCCUCAUUCUGGGGUCGGGUGGACUCUCCAUCGGCCAGGCCGGAGAGUUUGACUACUCGGGAUCGCAGGCGAUCAAGGCGCUGAAGGAAGAGAAGAUCCAGACGGUGCUAAUCAACCCCAACAUCGCGACGGUCCAGACGUCGCCGGGCCUCGCCGACAAGGUCUACUUCCUCCCGAUCACGCCCUACUACGUUGAGGAGGUGAUCAAGUCGGAGCGGCCAGACGGGAUCCUGCUCACGUUUGGCGGACAGACGGCCCUCAACUGCGGCGUGACGCUUCAGCAGACUGGAGUGCUGGAGCGCUACGGUGUGGCGGUGCUGGGCACGCCGAUCAGCUCCAUCAUCCACUCGGAAGACCGCAAGCUGUUCGCCGAACUGGUCGAGGAGAUAAACGAAAAGGUGGUGCCCAACUGCGCAGUCUACAGCAUCGACGAGGCGAUGUUGGCGGCGGAUAAGCUGGGUUUCCCCAUCCUGGUGCGGGGCGCCUUCUGCCUGGGAGGCCUGGGCUCUGGCUUUGCCCACAACUCCGAGGAGCUCAGGGCCCUGGUGGCCCAGGCCCUGGUGCGCUCCAGCCAGGUGCUGCUCGACAGGAGCCUCAAGGGCUGGAAGGAGGUCGAGUAUGAGGUGGUGCGCGACGCCUACGACAACUGCAUCACGGUGUGCAACAUGGAGAACCUGGACCCGCUGGGCAUCCACACGGGCGAGUCGAUCGUGGUGGCCCCCAGCCAGACGCUCACCAACGAGGAGUACAACCGCCUGCGCACCACCGCCAUCCGGGUGGUGCGCCGCCUGGGCAUCGUCGGGGAGUGCAACGUCCAGUACGCCCUCAGCCCCCACUCCUUUGAGUACUACAUUGUGGAGGUGAAUGCCCGCUUGUCGCGGAGCUCCGCCCUGGCGAGCAAGGCGACGGGCUACCCGCUGGCCUACAUUGCGGCCAAGCUGUCCCUGGGCAUCUCCCUGCCCUCCCUGAAGAACACGGUGACCUGCAAGACGACCGCCUGCUUCGAGCCGAGCCUCGAUUACUGUGUGGUCAAGAUCCCCCGCUGGGACCUUGGGAAGUUCCCCCACGUCAGCAACAAGAUCGGGAGCUCCAUGAAAAGCGUCGGGGAGGUGAUGUCCAUCGGACGGUCGUUCGAAGAGGCGUUCCAGAAGGCGAUUCGGAUGGUCGACGAACUGGUCUUCGGACUGGACCCGUACCUCAAGCCGGUCAGCGACGAGAAGCUCAAGUGUCCAACAGACAAGCGGAUGUUCUACCUGGCGUCAGCGAUCAAGGCGGGCUACUCGCUCGAGCGCCUGAACGAGCUCACGCAGAUCGACCCCUGGUUCCUCAGCAAGAUCAUGAACAUCAUCAAAUACCACACUUUCCUCGAAGGUCUUCGAAACAAGCCGGAGGCACUUUCAUACGACAUCCUGAAGCGUGCCAAGCAGCUCGGUUUUUCGGACAAGCAGAUUGCGCAGUGUGUGGAGAGCACCGAGCUGGUGGUGCGCAAGACGCGUCAGGAGCUGGGCAUCGUGCCGCUGGUGAAGCAGGUGGACACGGUGGCGGCGGAGUGGCCGGCGGCCACCAACUACCUGUACCUGACGUACAACGCCACGAGCAGCGACCUGGCCUUCGUGGCCCAGAGCGCCAUCAUGGUGCUGGGCUCGGGCGUCUAUCGCAUCGGAAGCUCGGUCGAGUUUGACUGGUGCGCUGUCAGCUGCGUCCAGGAGCUCAGGAAGCUCGGCAAGGCGACCAUUAUGGUGAACUGCAAUCCAGAAACGGUGAGCACGGACUACGACAUGUGCGACCGGCUCUACUUCGACGAGAUAUCAUUUGAGACGGUGAUGGACAUCUACACUUUAGAACAGCCCGAAGGCAUCAUCCUCAACAUGGGAGGCCAGCUGCCAAACAACAUUGCUAUGGAUUUGCACAGGCAAAAGGCGCGGAUCAUGGGAACAUCCCCGGAAUCGAUCGACUGCGCCGAGAACCGCUUCAAGUUUUCGCGGAUGCUCGAUUCCAUCGGAAUAUCCCAGCCUCGCUGGAAGGAGCUCACUAACCUUGAGAACAUCAAGUCAUUCUGCGAGGAGGUUGGCUACCCGUGUCUGGUUCGUCCCAGCUACGUCCUUAGCGGGGCGGCCAUGAACGUGGCCUACUCUCACCGCGACCUCGAAGGCUACCUGAGCGAGGCGAGCGCCGUCUCCAAGGAGCACCCCGUCGUCAUCUCCAAGUUCAUCUGCGAGGCCAAGGAAAUCGACGUGGACGCCGUGGCCAAAGACGGCGUGGUGGUGGCCAUGGCAGUGUCGGAGCACGUCGAGAAUGCCGGAGUGCACUCCGGGGAUGCGACCCUGGUGACCCCGGCCCAGGAUCUGAACCCCGAAACCCUGACCAAGAUCCGGGCCAUCUGUCAGGCUAUCGGACAGGCCCUGUUGGUCAGCGGGCCCUACAACAUGCAGCUCAUCGCAAAGGACAACCAGCUGAAGGUGAUAGAGUGCAACCUGCGGGUGUCCCGCUCUUUCCCGUUUGUGUCCAAGACGCUCAACUGCGACUUCGUGGCUCUGGCGACGCAAGUCAUCCUGGGCUUGCCCAUAGAACCCAUCGAGGUGACCUUUGGGUGCGGCAAGGUCGGCGUGAAGGUGCCGCAGUUCUCGUACUCACGCCUGGCGGGAGCCGACAUCCGCCUGGGGGUGGAGAUGGCAUCGACGGGGGAAGUGGCCUGCUUCGGGGAGAACCGCUACGAGGCGUACCUCAAGGCCCUGGUCAGCACGGGCUUCUGCAUCCCUAAGAAGAACAUCUUCCUCUCCAUCGGCAGCUACAAACACAAGGCAGAGUUUUUGCCCAGUGUGAGAACCCUGGAGAAAAUGGGCUACAAGCUGUACGGAAGCCUGGGCACCUCCGACUUCUACAUGGAGCACGGCAUCAAGAUCGAGGCGAUGACAUGGCCAUUCCACGACGCGGGUGAAGAGGGCAACGCCAACGCCUCCAACGUGUCCUCGGACGGCCAAAGCUGCAGCAUCGCGGACUUCCUGGAGCAGAAGGGCUUCGACCUGGUGGUGAACCUGCCCAUGUGCAGCAGCGGCGCGCGGCGCAUCUCCACAGUGCUCACACAGGGAUACCGCACCCGCCGCAUGGCUGUCGACUAUGCCGUGCCCCUUGUCACCGACGUCAAGUGUGCCAAACUCCUCGUCGAGGCCCUGCGCCUGGUUCGCAAGGCACCGCCGGUGAAGACUCACAUCGACUGCAUGACGUCGCGCAAGAUCGUGCGGCUGCCGGGGCUGAUCGAUGUGCAUGUGCACCUUCGGGAGCCCGGCGCGUCCCACAAGGAGAACUUUGCCUCCGGAACGGCGGCCGCCCUCGCCGGAGGCUUCACUCUUGUCUGCGCCAUGCCCAACACCAAGCCACCGCUGUGCGAUGGCGCAGCGCUUGCGCUCUGCCAACAGGUGGCGAAGGCGGGGGCUCGCUGCGACUACGCCUUGUUUGCCGGCGCCAGUCCAACCAAUGCGGAAGAGGUGCUGUCGCUGGCCUCGUCCGUCGUGGGACUCAAGAUGUACCUCAACGACACCUUCGGGCCGCUCUGCAUGGACAGCGUGUCGGACUGGCUUGAGCACUUUGAGAAGUGGCCCAAGAACGUCCCGCUCUGCUGCCACGCCGAGGGACGGACGACAGCGGCCGUCAUCCUGCUGGCGAGCCUGUACCAACGGCCCGUCCACAUCUGCCAUGUCGCCAGGGAGGAGGAGAUCCUGAUAAUCAAGAGGGCGAAAGAGCAGGGCCACGAGGUCACUUGCGAGGUCACCCCGCACCACCUGUUCCUGACGACAGAGGACGUGAGCGCUGCGGCGCCGGGCAAAGGGGCGGUCAAGCCUCCCCUGGUGACCGCCAGGGACCAGAAGGCCCUCUGGGACAACAUCGACGUCAUAGACUGCAUCGCCACCGACCACGCCCCGCACACGUUGGAGGAGAAGAUGGACGAAAAUGCUCCCCCGGGCUUCCCGGGACUGGAGACUGCGUUGCCACUGAUGCUGACUGCUGUAGCAGAGGGCAAGCUGACAAUGGAGGCUUUGGUGAAGAAGAUGUACCACAACCCCAAGCAAAUCUUUAACCUUCCUGUACAGCCAGACACCUACAUCGAGGUGGAUUUGGACGAAGAGUGGACCAUUCCUGAAGCUCCUCCGUACAGCAAGGCUCAAUGGACCCCCUUCGCCGGCCGCAAGGUCCGUGGACAAGUCAGGAGAGUCGUGGUCCGUGGGGAAGUCGCCUUCGUCGACGGACAGGUCUUGGUUGAGCCAGGCUAUGGCCAGGACGUGAUGACGGUGCCGGCGCAGACGGAGUUGGAGCGCACCUCGAGCCUCGUCAACCUGUCGGCGGCUGUGUCGGACAAGGCAAGUUCCGGGGUUGCGGAGGUUUCACUCGCAGUCGCAGAAGCCAGGCGGAGAACUCCCGGUCGCCGGGUCAGCUCGGCCAAGACACUCACGACUGAGAUGUACAACAAGAUGUUCCAAGAGCUGGGCCUGCCCGAGCACCUCCAGAUGCCCUCCGUGUCGGAGGACGCGAAGCUACUCCCGCGGUGUCCGAGCCCGCUGGUGCCCCCUGUGGGCAAGUGGUCCCUGCCGGAGGUGCCCCACGCCCUCCAGGGCUGUCACGUGCUCUCGGCAGACAUGUUCUCCAAGGACCAGAUGCACGCCAUGUUCAACUUGGCACAUGCCUUCAGCCUCUUCGUGAACAAGGACCGCCCGCUCGACCACGUGCUUAGGGGGAAGGUGAUGGCGUCCGUCUUCUACGAGGUGAGCACGCGUACGUCGUGCAGCUUUGCGGCGGCGAUGCAGCGUCUCGGCGGCACGGUCAUCCACAUGGCGGAGUCAAGCUCCUCCACCCAGAAAGGAGAGAGUCUCGAGGAUAGCAUCGCAGUCAUGGCCGGCUACAGCGAUGUCGUGGUCCUGCGGCAUCCACAACCCGGCGCUGUCAUGCGAGCAGCCAAGCACUGCCGCAAGCCUGUCAUCAACGCUGGAGACGGUGUUGGCGAACAUCCCACACAGGCGCUACUUGACAUCUACACCAUCCGGGAAGAAAUCGGCACCGUGAACGGCCUCACGGUGACACUGGUGGGAGACCUGAAGCACGGGCGGACGGUGCAUUCUCUGGCCCGUCUGCUGACCCACUAUGACGUGCAGCUGCGCUACGUCGCCCCCAAGAACCUGGGCAUGCCGGACUCCGUCAAGGAACUUGUCGCCUCCCGCGGCAUCCCUCAGGAGGAGAUUGCAAGCUUGGAGGCAGCAUUGCCAGACACGGAUGUGCUGUACAUGACGAGGAUUCAGAAGGAACGCUUCAGCAGUGCCGAGGAAUACGAGAAGGCCUGCGGCCUAUUCGUUGUGACACCUCAGCUGAUGACCAGGGCAAAGAAGAGAAUGAUUGUGAUGCACCCCCUGCCGCGAGUUUUCGAGAUCAGCCCCGAAUUCGACACGGAUCCACGGGCCGCGUAUUUCCGCCAGGCAGAGGCCGGGAUGUACGUCCGCAUGGCCCUUCUAGCGAUGGUCCUCGGCCGCGUCUGAGAAGCGGCCGUCGCACACCUUCUUUUGGGCGUUGUGUUCGUCUAUUUGUUGUUAUGGUGCGACGUUUCUGUUUGCGCACCUCUCGCACACCUCACGUGUGUGGACAUUUGAAUUCGUCGAGCGUCGGGACACUUUUUUACUCUUUGGACACACUGCUACGCUCCCUUCUCUCGAAAUGAUCGGCCGUGGUUUGCGUUUCCUGUAUAUUGUAUGUUGUUUAGCGCGUAAUAUUGGCGGCACUGGGCACUCUUUACAUAGGUUUCGUGUACUGAAUUGGGGGUAGCAGUUUUAUUUGGUGCGUGUUAUACUUUGCAAUUGUUAGAUUGGUGGCACCGAUGCUGUGAAUUUUUCUCACCCGAACAUUUGUCGCCGCUAUGAUGAUUACAUUGCCUACUUUAUUGUGAUUGUUAAAUUGGGGUGGCAACGAUGCUGGGAUGAAUUUUCCUCGCCCGAACGUUUGUUGGCAACACGAUGACUGCACCUGCUAACAUUUUAUAGUUUUGUUUGCAGUGGGGUUUGUGUUGUUAAAAGCACAGCCUUUUCUCUGAGUGUUUAAGCGAGUUCAAUCUUGAAAAAUUUAGUCGUGGCUACAAGUUCACUCCAGGAGUUUAAAGUGGGCUAUAAUCAAGCACACAUAAAUAAUAGGUUUGCACUUUAUUAAACAGUAAACGUCUACUCUAGCCAGUUAUUUUUGGAGACAAAUUUACCAGGUGAUUCUACUGCUAGUAUGUUCUAUACAGAUCUGAGUCUACAUAAAUUAAUUAAAUGAUGAUUGCAAGUUUCCAUACAUUGAUUGAUAUUGAUUUAGAUGUGCCAUAUUAAUGAGAAUAAAAUGCCUUGUUUUUGUUGUUUUGUGUUUUUUAUUUUUUUAUUUUUUCUGUAAUCAGAUUCAGUGCCAUUUCCAUUCAGAAUUUGUUGCAGAUAUUUCUACGCAGGUGCUGGAAUAAAAUAUAUAUAUUUUUUGUAACGUCAAUAAAACAAUUGCAGAACGCAAAUUGUUUCAUGGCUUUUUUAUGUCUGACUUCCUUUACGUUAUAUUUUGUUCCGAAGACUGAUCGAUUCCAGUGCCAAGAAAUGGGUGCAGCUUCCGCCCUUUUGUUCCAACGCGUCACUCUUUAUUCCCGCGUAAAACCGGGAAGCGCGCGCUGCUUAUUACGUCAUCAUGACGUCUGUGCACGUGAUCGCACAUGUGACCGCCGCCGCAGAGGGGCUGAGGCUUGACUGUGUUGAUGCGUGAGUCAUUCCGUUUAAAAGCUGCAAUCUCUUCACCGGCCCUCUGGCUGCAUCUAGUUCAAGAAGCACCUGUGAUAAAGGUGA